Topomyia yanbarensis is the source of this 2226-nucleotide messenger RNA. RefSeq lists its product as uncharacterized. Lineage: Eukaryota; Metazoa; Arthropoda; Insecta; Diptera; Culicidae. The transcript has 6 exons. Bases 1165 to 1830 code for a protein of 221 amino acids. The record is from RefSeq and is a predicted model, not a curated record.
UGCGUUGGUUAGUUUGGUUUUGGUUGGCAGCCUGUUACAUUUUUACGGGCGCACACAGGAGGGUUUUCCGUUGUUGUGCGGGUCAUCUUCGCUUGACGCUACUGAUGGUGUUGGUAAAGAGACCCCUUUUUCGGCCCGGCACAUGUUUCACGCAUUUAGCCCACACUCCUUCGGCACUUGAGCGCGGGUCUGUUCGGUUUACCGAGUGGCCGUUGCAGUUUGAUUUCGGGGUUUCAUCGGUGCACAAGUGUUAGAAAAGCACACCGGCGAAACGGAUCGGCCGUUUUUAUUUUAUUUUGAGAAAAUGAAUGUUCAUUUGCGUCGGAUGCAGGGUAUUAAAAGUGCGCUUCCAAAGUGUUCCCCGUGUGUUCGUUUGUUCCGUUUAUAAUUUACGUCGCACAAACAAUUGAUAAGGAUUACCCGUGCCGUCGCGGAUUCUCUUAUACGGAAGGUGCCACAGCUGUUUCGUUUUCUACUACGAGUUUGGAGCAGGUUGGUGCGUGACGGCCUCCGGUUACGUAUAAACGCAUCGCAGUAGACGUCGGUACGAUUCCCUAUAGCGUAAAGCCGGAUUCUAGUGAAUGAUCGCAUCAUUAGCCUAUCCAAUAAACUGUGAAGUGAAACAAACAAGCAGACAGAGACGUAAACAGACAUUUAAUAACAGUAAAUAGAACUAACUGCCUGAUUGAGUGUCAGUGAAGUGCGAAGUGAAUCUAACCAGCCGUGCCAGGGAAACUAACCUACAUCACGACUACGAAAAACCGUUGGCACUAGGAGGAAGUGAAACAAAAGUGUUCCUCAAUGUCAGCCGUGUCGUUGAUUAUGAGUCUGUUCAUCGAAGCAGAGGAAGAGGUCAAAAUUCAUAUCGGACUGACGACGGUAGCUAGGCUUCACCCAAUACACUAACGGCGACCAUUGAUGCGAUUUAUUCAGUUAGUUGGCGAGGAAGACUACUAAUUUCAGCUUAAUUUUGCUGGUGAAACAGACUGUGACAACAUUGUCGGAUAGUGCGUUUUAGGUCGUGUUAUAAAGUUGAAAGUAGUGUCGUAAGUUUAGUAGACCAACGAGUGCGAUAGGUUCGGUUUCAGUAGAUCAGUCGUACCUAAGAACAGUGCGUGUUCAAGUGAUGAUUAUCUGGAAAACUUACACGAAUCUGUUAUAAAAAUGUCCACUACUACCAACGAUAUGAGUGCUAGCAGCAAUAACAAUCACACCAACAGUAAUAAUAAUUCGGCCGCCUCAAACACCAACAAUGACGCACAGAGUAUGGAGGUGCAAGUUACCAUUAAGGAUUUACCUAUUACUUUUAAGGUUAAAUAUCUUGGCAGUCAGUAUGCACGAGGUCUUUGGGGCAUCAAACACACGAGGCGACCGGUGGAUCAUCUAGUCAGCGCUGCCAAAAGCCUGCCACCGAACAGGAUCCUCCCGUUCUGCAAUCUGUCAGUGUCCCUCGAUGGCGUCCGGAUGGAAACGAUCACCUCCAAGCAGAGUUCGCUGACCAAUUUCACCAUCGAUACGAUCUCUUAUGGAGUUCAGGACCUCGUGUACACUCGAGUUUUCGCCAUAAUCGUUGUCAAAGAAAACUACAAUCUAAAGGAUGAGAACCCUUUCGAGGUGCACGCGUUCGUUUGUGAUAGCCGAGCCAUGGCCCGCAAGUUAACAUUUGCGCUGGCUGCGUCAUUCCAGGAUUAUUCCAAACGAGUUAAGGAGGCAGAGGAGCAUAAUGGGGGAGACGGUAAUGGUAAGCUGAUACGAAAAAAGUUCGCCAUCGAUCUGCGAACUCCGGAAGAAAUACAGCAGGACAUUACCGAACAGGAAACGGAAGCGUGAUUUCAGAUCGUUUGUGAUUUUGUUUUGUUUUCGUGACGAUUAUAAUUGCAUCAUUCAUGCAGAUGCUGUAAGACAAAAAAACACAGUGUAGCGGCUAGUCCUUUUACAUACAACUACGAUAACUAGAUAAGAAUUUGCCUUCAGAGCAGGCUGGCGCAAAACUGAAGACGCGCGGAACUACCUAUAUACCUACAUACCAAAACCAAUUCAUCUUUCAAACACAAAGAUAGUUUUUAGAUUACAUUAACAUAUUGUUUUGUUACUGUUUUAGAUUUUGUGAGCCUUAUUUUAAAGAACCUUUUUUUUUGAAAAACCCAAGAAAAAUAUAUGCAAGUGAAUGAAUGAAUGAAAAUGCACUUAUACGUGAGCACCAGAUUAACAGAGUUCUAAAUAAAA